This is a messenger RNA of Peronospora farinosa, 666 nucleotides long. The record is from the annotation of a GenBank genome assembly. NCBI's taxonomy places the organism in Eukaryota, Oomycota, Peronosporomycetes, Peronosporales, Peronosporaceae.
AUGGCGAAUGAUGACCAGAAAUCUCGAAUUCUGGAUCGCUCAGCGCCGUUUGAUGAUCCCGAGUCCAAGAAAUACCUCAGCGGAGUUGCGUUCCACUGGUACCAAAACUUGGAUUUUAUUCUACCAUUCGUUGGUAGCUAUAAGAAGCUGAAAAAGUUUUACAAAGCGUAUCCUGACAUGUUCAUGCUUGGAACGGAAGCUUGCGAAGGAUAUAUGCCAGGAUUCACUGGUACUGGCAAAGGGCCUGCGUUACACAACCUUGAAAAAGCUUGGAAGCGCGCAGAGAACUACGCACGUGAUAUUAUAGAAAACAGCAACAGUAUGGCUGGCGGCUGGGUCGACUGGAAUUUGUUCCUCAACACGAACGGAGGCCCGAACUGGGCAAACAACAUGCCAAUGUACUAUAUCAUGGGUCAUUUCUCCAAGUUUGUGCCGCCGGGAUCAAAACGCAUCAAGUUUUCAAAGACAAGAACGCUUCAUAAUUUCCACCAUUGUGCAUUCGUGACACCAAACAACCAGAUCGUGAUGCAAUUCUUGAAUCGUGGUAGCUCAAAGGUGACUAUCAGCGUAAAGCAGACGGACCCCAACACAAUCACAUUAACGCUGUCUCCCCACUCGAUACACACGUUGAUCCUGCCUGCAUCAGAGGACACCAAGAUCUUGUAG